Geodia barretti is the source of this 1317-nucleotide messenger RNA. The record is from the annotation of a GenBank genome assembly. Lineage: Eukaryota; Metazoa; Porifera; Demospongiae; Tetractinellida; Geodiidae.
CUGGUCGGGGUGUGCCUUGCCGUCUGCGCCGCGCCGUCGGCUUCGGCGGCGGCUCCGGACGUCCAUCAGGUGGACGUGGUGGACAUCAUCCAUUCGGUAUCGGCGGGUCAGGUGGUCGCCACCAUUUCCGCAGCCGAAGAAGCGGGCGCCGGGCUCGUACUGAUCCGGCUCGACACCCCCGGCGGCCUCGACACCGCGAUGCGGGAGAUCAUCGAGGCGAUCCUGAACAGCGAGGUGCCGGUGGCCGUCUUCGUCGGUCCCGCCGGCUCCCGGGCCGCAUCCGCCGGAUACCUGAUCACCCUGGCCGCCGACAUCUCGGGGAUGGCGCCGGGCACCAACAUGGGAGCGGCCACCCCGAUUUCCGGGACCGGCGGCGAGAUGCCCGAGACCCUGAGCCGGAAGGUCGAGUCCGAUGCCGCCGCCUACCUCCGGUCGAUCGCCGAGCGCCGUGGACGCGACGUCGCGCUUGCCGAGCAGGGGGUGACCGAGGCUCGAAGCUGGACGGCGUCCGAGGCGCUGGAGGCCGGUCUGAUCGACCUCAUGGCUGGCGACACCGAGGAGUUUCUGGCUGCGAUCCACGGCCGGACGGUUACCCGGAUCGACGGCUCCGAGGUAAUGCUCGAUACCGCCGACGCGAUCGUCGUGCUGACCGAAAUGAGCUUCCGCGAUCGGGCUUUGUCGGUGAUCGCCAACCCGAAUCUGGCCGUGCUGCUGGGAAUGAUCGGCCUGCUCGGCCUCUACCUCGAAUUUUCGAACCCCGGCCUGCUUAUCCCGGGGAUUCUGGGGGGCAUCGCGCUGCUGCUGGCGGCUUUCGGACUCAACUUCCUGCCGGUCAGUCUCCUCGGGGUGCUCUUGCUCCUCGCUGGCAUCGGUCUGCUCACCGCCGAGGCGCUCACUCCGUCAUUCGGCAUAAUGGGGUUGUCGGGAGCGGUCGCCCUCACGAUUGGACUCCUCUUUUUCUUCGAAGAGCAAUCCCUUCCGACACCCGCACUGAACUUGACUUGGGGCCUCGUCAUUCCGUCCGUCCUGGUCUUCGUGGGCCUGGUGUUCUUCCUGGGCCAGUUGGUGGUCCGCGCCCAGAAGAGCCCCGCGGUAAGCGGCCGGGAGGGCAUGAUCGGUUUGGUGGCCACCGCCUACACCGACAUCAGCCCCGGCGGCGCCGGCAAGGUAUUCGUCCACGGCGAGUUCUGGGAUGCCACCUCCGCCGGCGCGGUCAGCGAGGGUGAGCGCGUGCGGGUCCUCGCCCUCCUGGAGGGGUUGACCCUCCAAGUAGGCUCCGCCGCCGCACCGGGCCCGGACGGCGCCCGUGACGAGUAA